Symbiodinium pilosum is the source of this 543-nucleotide messenger RNA. The record is from the annotation of a GenBank genome assembly. Lineage: Eukaryota; Dinophyceae; Suessiales; Symbiodiniaceae.
AUGGUGAUGGAUCCAGACGACGGCGACGAUGUCGAGGUCAUCUAUGAGGGCAAGAGAAGCCCUGAAGCCACUGAAGCCAUAGAUGUGCCCGAGACAUCCGGGCUGAGGGAAGCCGAGGAUGGCAAGACCGACGUGGACUUGGCCCUUGCCCUUGUUGCCGACGUAGACGAUGAGCAAAAACCCGUCCUCUCGAAGCAGCAGCAGGAAGAGGCGGCAAAGAUGGCUGAGCAUCGGAAGCGCUUCGACAACCAGAGGUAUCAGCGAGGGCAGUCCGGUUCUGGCGAAACAGGACCUGGAGCUGCGCCGGUGCCGGUACCGGCAAUCCCUGCAGCCAAGCAGGAGAACAAAGCUGCCCAUGAGAUCAUGGGUAUGAAUGCUUCGGUUUCUCCCAGAAAGGCCGGUCUGGAGGAGUGCCUCCCAGGCGGUAUCCUUGAGGAUGGCUUGGGGCAGUCCGCCGUGCCCGUGCGUGAGCAGCGGAACAAUCACUUCGACGACGACGACGAGAUGCUGAUGAAGGAGAUUCUCGACAGCAUCGACGGCUAA